This is a messenger RNA of Hibiscus syriacus, 618 nucleotides long. RefSeq lists its product as uncharacterized. The record is from RefSeq and is a predicted model, not a curated record. The transcript has a single exon. Bases 100 to 513 code for a protein of 137 amino acids. Lineage: Eukaryota; Viridiplantae; Streptophyta; Magnoliopsida; Malvales; Malvaceae.
AAUCACAAUCGCAACUUGUUUUUCUUCAUUGAAACAUGACACUGUUCAUCAAGUAGAUCUGUGCUUGAAUUCAUACCUUUGUUUCUGCAUCAAAAAGCCAUGGAAGCCCUCCUCUCCCAAUUCACCUUCCUGUCGGAUCAAGCUUUACGAGACAAGAACUUCGAUCCAUCGGCCAUGGAAGACCUAAUGAAGCUCUUCGAGAUCGAGUCUUACAAGGCAUGGCCAGCCACGGAGCUGGAACACGAAGAGCAAGCCGAAAUAACCAUGCAGGAAGCCGAAGACUAUCUCGACUCGGUCAUGGAGACCGCGAUGGACGAGUUCAGGCGGUUCGAAGAGGAAAUGGAACGCGAGUCGAGGGACGAAGUCGAUGAUCUCGAAGAUGCAGCUGAGGAAGCUAGAAGAAUGGGGAAUUUGAUGGAGAAAGGUGCAACUAUUGCCUCAAAUUUUUAUAUUGAAGCUGCUAUGAAAUCUGCUUUCAAGGGACUUUCCACUAACAAGGUUCAUCCAUCAUGAAAUCCGCUUUUGUAAUUUACAUGUACGAUUCAAAGGGCCCUUAUGGGUUUCCUUUGAUGCCACUGUUUUAUUACUCGCUUAUUUCUUAUAAUUGAAAUCCAUGAA